Molecule: messenger RNA, 1119 nt
Organism: Paramuricea clavata
Lineage: Eukaryota; Metazoa; Cnidaria; Anthozoa; Malacalcyonacea; Plexauridae
Source: the annotation of a GenBank genome assembly
AUGGCUGAACCAUUUUCCCAGGAAAAUGUUAAGGAUUCUAUCUUACCACCACAUCAGAUUCUUUCUCCUUGGAAAUCAAAAACAGAUUAUUCACUAGACUACUCCAAAGAGUUCCUGGAUCUGUCUAACAAAGAGAAAGAAUCAAAAACAGAUUAUUCACUAGACUGCUCCCAAGAGUUCCUGGAUCUCUCUAACAAAGAUCUAAGCCUUUCAGAUAUAUCUUCAAUACUUAGGUCUCGGACAUAUUUCAAACAGUUAGAUUUGUCUGGUUGUGGUCUCACAGAGUUACCCGACGGUCUUGAAUACAGUUAUGAACUGAAAGAAGUGAAUUUAUCUAACAACCCUUUAAGACAUUUAUUUCUUAUAUCUUCCUUGGAUCGUAAACUUUGGCGUGGUUUGAAAAAGUUGGAUUUGUCUGGUUGUGGUCUUGCCUUUUUACCCGAAGGUCUUCAAUUCUGUCAUGAACUGGAAGAACUGGAUCUAUCUAACAACCCUUUAAGACAUUUAAUACUUAUACCUUCCUUGGAUUGUAAACUUUGGUGGCGUGGUUUGAAAAAGUUGGAUUUGUCUGGUUGUGGUCUUACAAAGUUAUUCGGAGGUUUUCAAUUCUGUCAAGAACUGGAUCUAUCUAACAACCCUUUAAUACAUUUAUUUCUUAUAUCUUCCUUGGAUUGUAAACUUUGGCGUGGUUUAAAAAAGUUGAAUUUGUCUGGUUGUGGUCUCACAGAGGUACCCGAGGGUCUUCAAUGCUGUCAUGAACUGGAAGAACUGAAUUUAUCUAACAACCCUCUACGCUAUUUAUAUUUGUCAUAUAUACCUCACCCGGAAUAUAAAAUUUGGCGUAGGUUGAAAAAGUUGGAUAUGUCUGAUUGUGAUCUUGUUGAUUGGCCAAAUUGUGUGCAAGAAUACGGCAACCUACAAGAGUUGAAUUUGUCCAAAAAUUCCUUUGACCAUCAAGAUCUAUUAGAAAAACUAAAUAGUGGGAAGGUGUUUAGUUAUUCAAGUUUUCAUAAGAUUGGCAAGGAACUAUUAAAACCCGCGGCCAGUGGUUCGAGGUAUCCUAACCUAACCAGGAUCAUAUUUGAAGAUGCUGUCUAUACGCAGAGUAGUGGAGGUUAG